CCGGGAUUUUGCCCCUGGGGAGGGGUGCUGGGGUGUUUAUUUAUUCAUAAUGAGGUAAAUAGGACGCGUCCUCCGCCUCCUCUCGGUGGGACCAGCUGUGAAAUACCUCUGUUUUCUAUAAAGCUUGUCAUUCAUCAUGAGCACCGAGUUGAAUGUCCCCCCGGACCCGCCCGCCUCUGCCUGCUGUACGGAGCCUGCUGCCAAAGGCAUGGACUACCGGGAUUGGGUCCGUCGCAGCUACCUGGAGCUGGUUACUUCCAAUCACCAUUCCGUCCAGGCUCUCUCCUGGCGGAAACUGUACCUGAGUCGAGCCAAACUGAAAGCUUCCAGCAGGACCUCUGCGUUGCUCUCUGGAUUUGCCAUGGUGGCCAUGGUUGAAGUCCAGUUGGAGAUGCAGUACCAAUACCCUCAGAUGCUGCUGAUCGCCUUCAGCGCCUGCACCACCGUUUUGGUUGCCGUCCACCUCUUCGCCCUCCUGAUCAGCACCUGCAUCCUGCCCAACGUGGAAGCCGUAAGUAACAUCCACAACCUGAACUCCAUCAGCGAGUCCCCCCACGAGCGCAUGCAUCCUUACAUCGAGUUGGCGUGGGGCUUCUCUACCGUCUUGGGGAUCCUCCUCUUCCUCGCCGAGGUUGUCCUUCUCUGCUGGAUCAAAUUCCUGCCGGUGGACUCCGUUUUGAAAAACGACACUGCCGUCCAAAAGCCGAGCAGCCACACGGGCUGGCAGGCGGCCCUCAUCUCCACCAUGAUCAUGGUCCCUGUGGGGAUUAUCUUUGUCAUCUUCACCAUCCAUUUCUACCGGUCGCUCGUCCGUCACAAGACUGAACGUCACAACCGGGAGAUUGAAGAACUUCACAAACUGAAAGUGCAGCUGGAUGGGCACGACAGGGGACUGCAGGUCGUGUGACGGACGGGCCGUCUGCCUGUUUGGCUGGCUGCUCUGCAGAGGUUUUUCUUAACAAGAAUGAAUGAAAACAGAUGCUGAGGGCCCCUCAGGGCCUAUAACUCUCGGUCAACUAUCACCUCUGAUGGCUUUUCAUAGGGCUGAACGGUCCACCUUCUCGGGGCUUUUAUGUCUGCGAACAACACUGCCAAAUUACUAAAGCUGAAGAGGUCAUCUGCAGACGGGCUUGGCCUUUUGAUUUCCAAAUUGUUAAAACUGAUUAGGCUGUCCUUUGCAACUGAUUUUAUUUGUCAAGUAGAGUGGGUGGGUUGGUGGAAGAGAGAGAACUGGGGAGGGACCUGAUGCUAUCCAGAGCUGACACACUGGCAGCGAGUUCACACAUGUUUUUAGAGAUAAAUUGUCCAACAGGAGUAAGUGAAUUCGUCCUGUGGAAAUCUGCCAAAACCUCAUGAAAUGUAGUCUCUCGACAUCUUUUAUAAAGGGGUUCACUGGAAUAACGAUGGGGAAGAGCAUUAUAGCAGUUUGUGCAAGCUCGUCCUUCUUGGGUUCGUUUUGUUUCUGUGCUUGUUCCAUGCAGCUUCUAUAAGAGCAGCCCUUCCUGGCCUAUUGAGCUUUUCAUCAAGAAGGGAAAGAACAUCUUGGCGUCAAGAAGCUCUCGUGUCAUUGGCUAUUCAGAGCUUCAGCGUAUCCUUGGAAAGGCUGGAGACAGCCUAGUUAGAAAAAGAGGAAAGGAUUUCAAGGAAGGAUGUGUAGAAUUUUACUAGAAAAAGACUUGCUUUCAGGCCUGACAAUCAAAGCCUUAUGGACUAGCAAGGAAAGCAUCUAGAAUGGGCAUGCCCUGAUUACGUGGGCAGCCCUGUAGCAUGGUGCACAGCAUUGUAGAAGAUUUGACCAAGGAACUCCUCAUUGGAUGAGCUGGUAUCAUUCAGCUGAAAACAGCUACUGCUGCCUGUUCCUGUUUUCUCCCCCACCCCCCAAAUUAUUACUGACCACGAAAAAGGAAGGAAAAGUGAUGGGGUGUGGAAAGGGUUUUGGGAGGUCCUUUCUCUCAGCAUUCUGACAGGUUUGACACAGGAUUACAUUAUUAUCAUUGUCUGCAUAGUGCUUGUGUGCUCUCAGAAGGCAAUUAAGCUCGCUGAAAUAAGGAUGACGCGGAUUCAUCCAUAGACAAAGAAGUUACUUCUGUUGUCACAUGAUCAAUGAACCUAUGGUGUUAAGAUGGCAAAACUGAACCUGGAGAAAUUAGAUUCCAAGGCAGCAAUCCUGUGUAAACUUGCUUGGAAGGAAGCCCCUUUGAAUGCAACGCAACGAAUUUCCAAGUAAGCCCAUGCUGGGUUGGGCAUCAUGGCAGAUUCCUGCCUUGCCAAAUGUUAUGCCAUCUUAUCCUGCAUCUCAGAUCUUUGCAUGUCCUCAGAAUGCUGUUUAGUACAGAGGUGAGGAUAACUGUAUGGUACAUUAAAAGUUUAUGGUCUACAUGGUCACUGUCCUUCCUAAAAAAAAUCCUUUAGUGUCUGCAGAACAGGGUUAUUGAAAAAGAUAUUCAGUGCUUACCUUUUUCACUGGACACUGUUGCCAAAUUUUUUUUAACCAGAUUGUUAACUUCAUGAUGACAAUAUAUACCUAGUGGUUCUCCCUCAUACCUGCAUUCCCAUGCCUGCAGGAGACUGCUAGUUCUAGUAUAACGCGUAAGUAUAUAGUAUUUACGAUGCAUAUGAGUUGUGAAAUCCUCCUAAACUGCCAAUUAUUAAAUACCUCUAAGCUAUUAUUGUGGUGCUUUUUCCCCCCAAGGAAAACAUUACUUUCUUUAAACAGCAUUCAAAUCAGCCGCUUAAGGAAAAAGGAGGUAAGUCUAGGGCUGUUUGUGCACCGCCCUCAAUCACAGAUCCAGUACGGAUUAGUGAGAUCUUUUGAAAGCUCCAGUAAUGCAGUUGGCGGGUGCGGCGCAUAUGUGACAAUGCAAGAACACAACGUUCUGCAGUCACGAGCUGGAGCCGCAGCAAAUUGUCUCCGGGAACUCGAGUGGCACAGCUAGUGCUUGACACACCCGUGGCAAGAGCGACGGAUACCUUCCCAGUGCCUCUUUCAAUUCCUCCAGAGUUCCUCCAGAGUCUAUAGGGAAGGGCCAAAACCCACUGCCAGUCAAGAGCAGAAAUGUAUUCAGUUGUCUGACCCAGUUGCUUUUUAUGUUUGUAGCUUCUCCCACCCCAGUCUGCAUCUAACAGAACUGGAGGUGGUAUCUGCACAGCUGGGAGUGGUACUGACACAGGGUCCUUGGGGCGGGGGGGAUCAAACCAGUUUUUAGAGGUAAUUUAUUGAAGGGAAAGGGCAUGUAGACAGAACUGGGAAGGCACAAGGUCUGUAAACAAACAUUUUGGUAGGUUGAACAGUUUAAAUUCAUAAUAUACAUGGGAGUUCUAACUCUGAGGAGGAGGACAUCUUGAAUCUUGGGUGUUUCCCAUCAGCUGUUCAAGGAGGCAGGACUAAACUAAUCCCUUCCUAUCUUCCUCCUUGCCCAUGGCCUACGUUGUGCAUGUGCAUAAAGUGCCAUCAAGUUGCAGCCGACUUACGGCAAGCCCAGCAAGGGGCUUCUGAGACGCAGAGGUGGUUUGCCAGUGCCUUCCUCUGCAUGGUAUUUCUUGGUGGUCUCCCUUCCAAGAACUG
Sphaerodactylus townsendi is the source of this 3565-nucleotide messenger RNA. It is a transcript of the gene ORAI2, whose product is annotated as ORAI calcium release-activated calcium modulator 2. The transcript is spliced from 3 exons. The coding region runs from base 137 to 907 and encodes 256 amino acids. Gene Ontology annotation, cellular component: membrane. Gene Ontology annotation, biological process: store-operated calcium entry. The record is from RefSeq and is a predicted model, not a curated record. Lineage: Eukaryota; Metazoa; Chordata; Lepidosauria; Squamata; Sphaerodactylidae. Gene Ontology annotation, molecular function: store-operated calcium channel activity.